Manis pentadactyla (Chinese pangolin) is the source of this 9584-nucleotide messenger RNA. It is a transcript of the gene ZFYVE26, whose product is annotated as zinc finger FYVE-type containing 26. Gene Ontology annotation, cellular component: lysosomal membrane; midbody; centrosome. Gene Ontology annotation, biological process: mitotic cytokinesis; double-strand break repair via homologous recombination; regulation of cytokinesis. Bases 172 to 7797 code for a protein of 2541 amino acids. The transcript has 42 exons. Lineage: Eukaryota; Metazoa; Chordata; Mammalia; Pholidota; Manidae. The record is from RefSeq and is a predicted model, not a curated record. Gene Ontology annotation, molecular function: phosphatidylinositol-3-phosphate binding; metal ion binding.
UCCCUCACCCUUGGGUAUGAGAUCUGUCACCUGACUCGGCUCAAACAUGGCUGCGCUGGAAGCUCUACUGCCUUGGCGGCCAGGAGUAGAAGGAGCUUCACGAAUGAGAAAAUUGACUAUGUAUUCUGCGUAAUUCAUCUCCUGUGUCUCCCUGCACUCUGUGCUGGGAAAAUGCUGCAUCCAUUUGGAAAAGAGGAAACUGCUUCCCAGAAGCAGCUUUUUGGAUUUUUCUGUGAGUGCCUUCGGAGAGGAGAAUGGGAGCUGGCACAGGCAUGUUUACCUCAGCUCCAGGAGGCACAUGGGGAUAUCCCAAAGAAGGUAGAAGAUAUACUUCAGGCUCUGGUGGUGUGUCCAGAUCAGCUGAGAUGUGGACAGGACAUCAACCCUCAAAGAUUAGCCUGGGUCUGGCUUCUUGUACUAGAAGAAUGGUUGGCCCGAGAAAAGAAGUUACUCCCAGCUGUUUUCCGGAGAAAGCUUGAGUUUCUUUUAUUAUCAGAGAACCUCCAAGGUGACAUUCCAGAGGACAUCCUCAAGGAGCUAUAUGAAGCCUUCACACAAGGUGCAGUGGACCCUCAGCUUGACAGAAAUCAGAGGCAGGAGAGCCGGACCCCCCAGCUCAGCUCAGAAGCUAUCUCUGUGCUCUGGGAUCUGCUGAGGCACGCUCCCCAGCCAGCACAGGCCCUUUUGGAGCUCUUGCUUCGGGAGGAUGGCAGCACCAGCCUCAGUAGCUGUCCUCUGCAGAAGGCAUUGGUGGACCUCAUUCGAAAGGCACUGCGAGCUUUGCACAGCCCUGCCACCAGGACCCCUGGCAUAGUAGAUGCCAUCUACAGAGCCCUGCGGGUGCUGCAUUGCCCUGCAGAGCCGCUUGGGGUGGAGCUGCAGCUCCUGUGUGAGGAACUACUGGAGGCCUGCAGGACCCCAGGGAGUUCCCUGCAGGAGGAGCAGCUGCUCAGCUGCCUGCUGCACAAGGCUGGUCGGAGCCUGGUGUCCCUAUAUGGCCAUACCUAUGCAGAGAAGUCCACAGAAAAGCCACUGAAGGCCACACCCUCGGGAAAAGUCUCGCCAGACCAUCUAGAUCUGGACCGGGUAAUGGUUACCCUGUUCUCCAAUUGUGACCCAGCCCAGGCUUGGAAAGCGGCCUGUUUCUACUGCCUGGACAGCAGCAAACACUUCCUGGAGCAGAUCCUGGUGACAGCAUUGACACUGUUGAAGGAGGAAGACUUCCCAAGUCUUGGCUGCCUGCUAGAUAGAGAAUUUAGGCCCCUCAGUCGACUGCUCGUGCUUCUGGGCUGGACACACUGCCAGAGCCUAGCAUCAGCGAAGAGACUGCUCGAGACCCUCCACAGGAACCAGGACCAAGGCUGUGACAAGCUCCUGAGGGAUGCCUGUGAUGGGCUGUGGGCCCACCUGGAGGUCCUGGAGUGGUGCGUACAGCACAGCAGCAACCCCAUACCAAAGAGAGACCUCCUGUGUCAUUUACAUGGAGGAGACAGCCACUCAGUGCUCUACUCUCUCCAUCACCUUACAAACCUCCCAGCCCUCAGGGAGGAAGAUGUUCUCAAGCUUUUACAGAAUCUGCCAACCAAGGACCCCCAGGAAGAGCAUGAUUCAGCUGAUGCCCCCGUUGUCCCAGUCUCUGAGCACCUGAGCCAGUGUCAAAACCUGACUCUCUACCAGAGCUUCUGCGCCAUGAAGUAUGCCAUCUAUGCCCUCUGUGUAAACUCGCACCAGCACUCCCAGUGCCAGGAACACAAAGACGGUCCCUCUGAGGACCUGGCCUCCGCUGCAGAGCCAGUGAAUGAUUCUCUCUCCUCCCCAGGUGCCUCAUACCUCUUCUCAACAUACCUGGCCAGAUGUCAACAAUAUCUGUGUGAUAUUCCUGACUCUUUGUGCCUGGAACUUCUAGAAAACAUCUUCUCACUGCUCCUCAUCACCUCUGCUGAUCUUCACCCAGAGCCUCACUUGCCCGAGGACUGUGCUGGGGAUGACGACGUUCAGGGGAAAGGCCUGCUGAAUUUGAGGUCCCUAUCAGAGAGCCCUCAGCACGUAGCACAGACUGAUUGGAAGUCACAGAAGGGUUCCCUGGGAGUCCCCAGGAGCCUUGCUCAUUCAAUUCCAAGCUGUUUGAAGACUGAGCUAAAAGGCAGUUCCCCAGAACCUCACAGGCACAAUUUUUUGGACCUAAAGCAUUUUACUUAUGGUAUCAGUGGGUUCCUGGCUGAUGAAUUCGCAGUAGGGGCCUUCCUCAGGCUUCUCCAGGAGCAGCUGGAUAAGCUCAGCAGCCACAGCCCCUCUGAGAAACCAAAGCUGCUGGAAGGCCAGAGCUGCUUGGGAAGCAGAGAUGGACUGCAGAGCCGCCUGCACCAGUUUUCCAAGGUUCUCUCCGAGGCCCAGUGGAGAUACAAGGUGGUAACAAGCAACCAAGGCUCAGAGGAGCAAGCUUCCCAAAGAUACCGACCCACUGCCACAUGGCACCACAGUCUCUGCCAGGGUCAUCGGACAAGAAGGAGGUGGGCAGAUGGCCGGGACAGAGGUUCCAGUACAUCCGUGGAGAGUAUAAGUAGUGAGCUGAGCACAAGUACUUCAGAAGGAAGCCUGAACACUGUGUCUGGAAGGAAUGAGCUAGAUGGCCAAUUGCAGCCCCAACCUCAAAAUUCACUCAUCCCCAUGAUGUUCUCCCCACCUGAGUCACUACUGGCAUCCUGCAUCCUGAGGGGGAACUUUGCAGAAGCCCAUCAGGUGGUGUUCAUGUUCAACCUGCAGUCCUCACCCAGCUCAGGGGAACUGAUGUUCAUGGAGCGCUACCAGGAAGUGAUCCAGGAGCUGGCCCGAGUAGAGCACAAGAUUGAAAAUCAGAGCUCAGAUGGGGGUAGCAACACCACUCGAAGAACAGGCAGUGGCCGCUCGACUCUACAGGCCAUCGGCAGUGCAGCAGCAGCAGGAAUGGUAUUUUACUCCAUCUCUGACGUGACUGACAAGCUGCUCAGCACCUCCGGAGACGCCAUCCCCACACUGCAGGAGGACUUCUGGAUAAGCAGUAGCCUGGGGGAGCCCACUGCUUCCCUGAGAGAAGUUCUAGAAGACCUCAGUUCCCCUGCCAUGGUUGCGUUUGACCUAGCUUGCUCUCAGUGCCAGCUCUGGAAAACCUGCAAACAGCUCUUGGAAACGGCUGAACGACGUCUGAACAGUAGCCUUGAGAGCCGGGGUCGACGGCUAGACCAUGUACCCCUCCAUGCUGAUGGCAUUCGCGGCUUCCCAGUGGUUCUUCAGCAAAUCAGUAAGAUUCUCAACUUCCCGUUUACCUCAGCUGGACAAUCUAAAUCAGAGAGUGUGGAAGAAAAAGGAGGCGGGCCUCCGAGGGGCAGCAUUGCUGAGCUGCUUCAGAUGUGCUGGCCCAGCCUAACUGAGGACUGUGUGGCCAGCCACUCUAGCCACUCCCAGCAGCUGGAUCAGGUCCUUCAGUCACUGAGAGAAGCACUAGAGCUGCCAGAGCCCAGGAGUACUCCGCUUUCCUCACUAGUGGAGCAGGCAACCCAGAAAGCUCCGGAGGCAGAGGCCCACCCUGUGCGCAUCCAGACUCAGCUCCUGCAGAAGAACCUGGGCAAACAGAUCCUAGCAGGCAGCAGCCAGACUAACUACCUGGGCACCUUUCUCAGUUACUGCAGCACCCUGGCUGCAGUUCUCCUUCGGAGUUUGAGCUCAGAGCCUGAUCAUGUGGAGGUCAGGGUAGGAAAUCCUUUUGUUCUCCUGCAGCAAAGCUCUUCCCAACUGGUGUCACACCUCCUGCUUGAGAGACAAGUUCCCCCAGACAGGCUGGCAACGCUUCUAGCUCAAGAAGGUCUUAGCGUGAGCAUGCCAAAGGUCAUCGUCAGCUGCUGCUGUGAGCCCCUUGCCCUUUGCUCUUCCCUGCAAAGCCAACAGACAUCAUCCCUUCUCACCCAUCUGCAUACUCUCGCCCAGCUGCACAAGUCCCACUACCUAGAGGACCUCCCACUUUCUACUCUGAGCUCCCCAAAGCCAACAGAGAAUCCCACGUUAGAGAGAAAGCUCCCCUCCUCCCUAAGAGACUCAUCACCCCUGGCCCUUACCUCCUCCACCUUGGCCUUCCUUAAGUCCCACUCUAAGCUACUGGCUACGGUGGUCUGUCUGAGGGCUUCACGAGGGUCAAAGCUCACCAAGCCCAGCUUGUCAUGGAAGGAGCUUUGUGGACGCAGGGAGGUGCCUCUGGCUGCAGAGCAGGUAUCCCGGGAGUGUGAGCACCUCCUGGAACAGUUCCCUAUGCUUGAGGCUUCCCUCCUAGCUGCCUGGGAACCCCUACGAGGGUCCUCCAAGCAGGGGCAGAGUCUGGCAGCUGGUCUCUGUGGCCAGGCUAGUCUCUCUACUGUCCUCUUGGGCCUGCAUUCUCCCAUUGCCCUGGAUGUGCUUAUCGAGGCCUUCGAGGAAGCCCUGGUAGCCAGAGAUUGGCACCGAGCCCUUCAGCUCAUUGAAGUGUAUGGGCGAGACAUGGAUGACUUGAGCAGCAUAAAGGAUGAAGUCCUGAGCUGUGCUGUAGCAUGUGACAAAGAAGGUUGGCAGUUCCUAUUUCCCGUGAAGGAUGCAUCUCUGAGAAGUCAGCUAACCCUACAGUUUGUGGACAGGUGGCCCCUGGAGUCAUGCCUGGAGAUCCUAGCCUACUGCAUUUCAGACACAACUGUCCAAGAGGGACUAAAGUGUGAACUACAGAAAAAGCUGGCAGAGCUGCAGGUGUAUCAGAAGAUUCUAGGUUUACAGGCUAACCCAGUGUGGUGUGACUGGCAAACCCUGCGGAACUGUUGUGCUGAGGACCCAUCAGCUGUCAUGAACACAAUUCUGGAAGCAAAGGAAUAUGGGUUGUGUGAGGAGUGGGGCUGCCUGUACCCCAUUCCAAGAGAACAUUUAAUCAGCCUACAUCAAAAGCAUCUUCUACACCUUCUAGAAAGAGGAGAUCAUGAAAAAGCUCUCCAACUCCUACAAAGAAUUCCUGACCCCACCAUGUGCCUUGAGGUCACAGAGCAAGCCCUUGACCAGCACCCUAGCUUGGCCACUUCUCAUUUUUUGGCCAACUACCUCACCACCCACUUCUAUGGAGAGCUGACUGCUGUCCGACACCGUGAGAUCCAUGCGCUGUACAUGGGUUCCAAGGUUCUGCUGACCCUUCCUGAGCAGCACCGGGCCAGCUAUUCCCACUUGUCCUCUAACCCCCUACUCAUGCUGGAGCAGCUGCUCAUGAACAUGAAAGUGGAUUGGGCCACUGUGGCUGUACAGACUCUGCACCAGCAGCUGACUGGGCAGAUUGGCUUCACCAUGGAUGAAGUUGACUCGCUGCUUUCCAGAUAUGCGAGAAAAGCCCUGGACUUCCCGUACCCUCUGAGAGAGAAACGAUCGGAUUCUGUGAUUCACCUCCAGGAAAUUGUCAGUCAGGCAUCAGACCUUGAGACCUUGUCUAGAUCACCAUCAGCAGAGUUCUCUUCUGCUACUGCUCCUGGUGUCUCCACUGUUCGUCCCCCCAGUCCGAGGGAAAGGAGCUUCCCACGGGGUCAGCCCCCACUGGAGUUCAUGCCCCCAGCGACUCCCCCAGCCAGGCCCCAGUGGGUACCAGAUGACAGUGAGAGCAUCUGCAUGGUCUGCUGCAGAGAGCGCUUCACCAUGUUUAACAGGCGCCACCAUUGUCGCCGCUGUGGCCGGCUAGUGUGCAGUUCCUGCUCCGCUAAGAAAAUGGUGGUGGAAGGCUGCCGAGAGAACCUCGCACGCGUGUGUGACCAGUGCUUCAGCUACUGCAACAAAGAUGUGCCAGAGGAGAAUCCAGAACAACCACAAGACAGCUCCAGGAGUGAGAGCCCUCCGUACUCAGCUGUGGUGACCGUUCCCAAAGCAGCUGAGGUGGAAUGGAUUUUGGAUCUGAAUGAGGAGGAAAAUGAGCUGGUACGCAGUGAAUUUUACUAUGAGCAGGCCCCCAGUGCCUCCUUGUGCAGUGCCAUCCUGAACCUGCACAGAGACAGCAUUGCCUGUGGCCACCAGCUGAUUGAGCACUGCUGCCAGCUGUCCCAGGGCCUCACCAACCCAGAGGUGGAUGCAGGACUGCUUAUAGACAUCAUGAAGCAGCUGCUCUUCAGCGCCAAGAUGAUGUUUGUCAAGGCUGGCCAGAGCCAGGACCUGGCUCUUUGUGACAGCUACAUCAGCAAGGUAGAUGUACUGAACAUCUUAGUUGCUGCUGCCUAUCGCCACCUGCCAUCUCUGGAUCAGAUCUUGCAGCCAGCUGCAGUAACCAGGCUAAGGAACCAGCUUUUGGAAGCUGAGUACUACCAACUGGGCAUCGAGGUCUCCACCAAGACUGGCCUUGAUCCCACUGGGGCAUGGCAUGCUUGGGGCAUGGCCUGCCUUAAAGCUGGGAACCUCACUGCCGCGCGGGAGAAGUUUAGUCGCUGCCUGAAGCCCCCUCUUGACCUCAAUCAGCUGAGUCACGGCUCAAGACUGGUACAGGAUGUGGUUGAGUACCUGGAGUCCACAGUGAGACCACUCCUCUCCUUGCAAGAUGAUGAUUAUUUAGCUACCUUGAAAGAAUUGGAAGCCACCCUUAGGACCCAGAGCCUCUCUCUGGAGGUGAUUCCUGAAGGGAAGAUCAUGAACAACACCUACUACCAAGAAUGCCUCUUCUACCUGCGUAACUAUAGCACCAACCUGGCCAUCAUCAGCUUCUAUGUGAGGCACAACUGCCUGCGGGAAGCCCUGCUGCAUCUCCUCAACAAGGAGAGUCCUCCAGAACUCUUCAUAGAGGGCAUUUUCCAGCCAAGCUAUAAAAGUGGGAAGCUACACACUUUGGAAAACUUGCUAGAAUCCAUUGAUCCAACCUUGGAGAGCUGGGGAAAGCAUUUGAUUGCUGCCUGCCAACAUUUACAGAAGAAGAACUACUACCACAUUCUGUACGAACUGCAGCAGUUUAUGAAGGACCAAGUCCGGGCUGCCAUGACCUGUAUUCGCUUCUUCAGUCACAAAGCAAAGACAUAUACAGACCUGGGAGAGAAGCUGUCUUGGCUGCUUAAGGCCAAGGACCACCUGAAGAUCUACCUCCAAGAAACCUCCCGCAGCGCUCGAAGGAAGAAAAUCACCUUCUUCCAAAAGAAGAUGGCUGCAGCUGAUGUGUCGAGGCACAUGAACACGCUUCAGCUGCAGAUGGAAGUAACCAGGUUCCUACAUCGGUGUGAAAGUACCGGGACCUCUCACAUCACCACCUUACCUUUGCCAACCCUGUUUGGAAAUAACCACAUGAAAAUGGAUGUUGCCUGUAAGGUCAUGCUAGGAGGGAAAAAUGUAGAAGAUGGCUUUGGAAUUGCAUUCCGUGUUCUACAGGACUUCCAGCUGGACGCUGCCACGACCUACUGCAGAGCUUCCCAGCAGUUGGUAGAGAGGGAGAAAUACAGUGAGAUCCGACAACUAGUCAAGUGUGUCAUCGAGUCAGGCAUGGCAGCCAGAAGUGAUGGCGACACGAUCCUCCUCAACUGCCUGGAAGCGUUCAAGAGAAUUCCACCACAGGAGCUGGAGGGCCUGAUCCAGGCAAUACACAGUGAUGACAAUAAGGUUCAGGCCUACCUGACAUGUUGCAAACUGCGUUCAGCCUACCUGAUAGCUGUGAAGCAGGAGCACUCACUGGCCACAGCCCUCGUCCAGCAGGUGCAGCAGGCCGCCAAGAGCAGCGGUGAUGCAGUAGUGCAAGACAUCUGUGCCCAGUGGCUUUUGACAAGCCAUACCCGGGGUGCUCACGGCUCAGGCUCCAGGAAGUGACCGUGAGCAGCAGGGCCUGAGAACGACAGGACGGGAGCGAUGGAGAUGAACUCCACUUCUUCCUCCUGUGCAGAGGGAUGUCUCUGGCUCUGCCCCAGGUCGGAAAGAGCUGGAUUGGACCUUCUUACCAUCUUGGGCAAGGAUAGGCCCUUUCACUCAAGUGCCAUGUUUCUGUAAAAUUGUGGAAUCUGUGUGUUUGAAGUUGGCCAGUUCUUCCUACCUCAGAGUGAGUGAGUUUGUGUGCAUACUCCUGUGCACUCAUGUUUACGCCCAGCAUUUCCGAACAAAUCAAACUCUCCCCACUGUACAGAGGCACUUUACUUUAGACUUCUGCAACUCUAAAAACCUUCCCUGCGUUUUGGUUCUUAACCCGGGUCAUCCUGUUUGUACACAGUCCCCUCCAUGUGGAGAUGCUCCAGUAGCUCCUGGUAACUAAGGAUUUUACAGAGAAUUUUAGAGCAGCACCACAGAGAUUGCCUCCUUCCCUUUCCUUGCAUUCCAGAAAUUCAGAGAUGGCUCUGGGGCAAGUGCUUCCUGUGGAAUGAAACUGUUCUGGGUCUCCUGCCACAAGCACAGGGAGUUACCAGGAGUUUGGAAGAGUCUGAACAGAAGGGUCCUCAGGUGCUGGCAUCUGAAAGCUGUGGCUGCAUGCAGGUGGUCCAGCCCCUGCCCACAGUAGCAGGGGCGCCAUUGCAUUCAUCCAGUGUGGAGAGCAAGGCCAACUUCUCCAAACAAGUUGGUGGGGGGACUUGCUAACAGGCCCAGGGUGUUUUGUGAAUAUCCCUGCUGCAGAAUAAAAGAAUGUGGUUCCUUCUUUGAGAGGCUGGGAAGAGAAAUGGCAACCAGGAUUCUGGGGCUGAAUGGCUAGACUUUGCCUGCUUGGGUUACCCUUAAAUUGGUUAGGGAACUACUCCCUCUUCUCUUCUGCUUCUCUACAGUCUCCCCAGACUGCAGGAUGGAUAUGCAAAGAUCGAGCAUCAUUAAGAAGGUAAUACACUUCUUUGUCUUAACAGAGAGAGUCAAGGGUGGGCUUCCAGAGAGAAGCCCAGGAGAAUGAGGGGGAAAUGAAUAGGUGUUGGAAAACUAGGUGAAGUACUCCUUAAAAAUGCACUGGCUUGUUUUCCCAACCCAAGAUGUGACAGUGUUUCAGAAAAGGUCUGUUGUGCCCAUUGACUUGGAUUUGCAAAUAAGGAGCCUAAGAAAAGCUCUGCAGCCCUGAGCUUCCCACCAGCUAGAGCUCAGCCUGUUGAUGUCACAUUUGCUGUGGAGACAAACCAGAAGAGGAAGCCAAAGUCAGUAUCUCUGGUGCUUAGAAACCCUGUGGAUUUCGCUCUGAAGCAAGUGUUCGAUUGUAAGAUGAACAACUAUUAUGGGCAUCUGUGAGAUGCAGAGUUUUAGUCCUCUUGGAGAGGACAAAGACUGCAAGGGAAAUACUAGAAGCAGCUUUUCCUUCUUUGAGUCUUAGAGUGCAUCUGUCUCCCAGGAAAUGUCAUUCCCUGGCAUCUGCUUGCCCUCCUGAGUCUGCCCUUUUUGCACUGAACAUAAUAAGCACUUUAUAUAAAUAGGUUGGAAAUCUUGCAGCCCUUAAUUUGGGAUGUGAAGACCAGAUCUUCCUGACUUUUUCCUCUAACUAGUUGCACUAUAAAAUAGGCAACCAUUGACUAGACUGACAUAAGAUCAGGUAUUGAGCAUCAUGCUGUGGCCUCCAACAAAAAACAAACUAGUGUACAUGUUGAAGGGUUGAGUGAUUUACUACAAGCAGCCACAAUAAAGUGUCCUACAAGUUC